GUCACAUGGGUUGGAAAUAGGAUCCCUGCUUUCUACUAUCUGUUCCCGUCUUUGUGGUGUCAGUGUAGUAGUAGCUGGAGGACCUGCCUUGAAGUUCAGGGACUUUUAACGCCGGCCAAAGAGCGACUCCUGCACAGACCCGGACAGACAGCCAGCCAGAGAGAGAGUCAGCCAGAGAGCCAGUCAGUCAGUCAGUCAGUCAGGCCAACAGCUCGCCGGUCUGCGCAUCCGUCCGUCUGGCUGCACUUCACCUGAGAGCCUCUUCACACUCUUUAACCACACGAUGGAUUCCUGGACAGCCACCUCUGCUCUUCUUCUCGCUGGGGUUAUUUCUGCUGCUGCUUUGAGUGUUUUCGACACCGAGUGUUACACUGCCAACGGAGAGGACUACAGGGGCUUCCAGAACCAGACCAGCCUGCAUGGUGGUAAACCCUGCCUCUUCUGGAAUGAGACCUUCCAGCACCCGUACAACACCCUCAAAUACCCCAACGGAGAGGGAGGGCUGGGCAGCCACAACUACUGCAGGAAUCCGGAUGGGGACGUUCAGCCGUGGUGCUACAUUGCAGAUCAUGAAGACGGGAUCUACUGGAGAUACUGCGACAUCCCUACGUGCCAGAUGCCUGGAAACCUGGGCUGCUUCAAAGACAGCGGCGACCCGCCCACUCUGUCCGGCAGCAGCGAAACCUCCAACAAGCUCACCAUCCAGAACUGUAUAAGCUUCUGUAGGAAGCAGAGAUACAAGCUUGCCGGCAUGGAGUCAGGAUAUGCAUGUUUUUGUGGCAACGAGGUGGACCAGCGUGACCACGGCGAGUCCCCCAGCAUGGAGUGUAACCACGUUUGCUUCGGAGACCACACCCAGCCCUGCGGCGGAGACGGCUGGGUCAUCAUCUUCGACACCCGAGUCGGGGCCUGUGGCGGGAACUACUCGGCUCCAUCAGGAGUGAUUUACUCCCCCGACUUCCCCGACAAGUACAACCCUGGCCGUGUGUGCUACUGGACCGUCCAGGUCCCCGGAGCCUACGCCAUCCUCUUCAACUUCACCUUCUUCGAGAUCUCCGACCAGACGGACAUGGUGGAGCUCCUGGACGGCUACACCAACCAGGUGGUGGCGCGCUUCGACUGGCGCAGCCCGCCCAGGGAGCUGGUGAACGUCACACUGGACUUCGUCAUACUCUACUUCUAUUCAGACCGCACCAACCAGGCCCACGGAUUCGCUCUGCUCUACCAAGCACUGAGAAGCCAGGACACCAGAACGAUGGAGGCUGAAGGAGAUGAGGAGGACAGCGAGGACGUGUCCAGCACGGCGGGGCCCCAGCUGGCUCCCGGCGUCACCGAGAGAUCCAACAGCACCUCUAACGGACGAUCCUCCCAGAUCCUCUACGUGAUCACGUCCAGCCCCAGUAAAUCGGAGCACAACAUGCCAGGUCAGUGGGCUGGACGCGGCGAGACCACCGGCCACAGCGCUAUGUGGACCAUUUACGCUCUGGCGGCUCUCCUCAUCCUGACGGUCAUAGCCAUGGUGGCCAAGCUGCUGCUGCACAUGACGGUCAAGUCUCCAAACAUCCCGACAGUGAGCGGUUCGGACAGCUGCAGCCAGGGCACGGCGUCCUCCGAGCCCUGGAUCAUCCUGUACCGGCCCUCCACCAUCUCCCUCUUCAAGAAGAAGCUAAAGAAUCACCACGGCGACCUCAGCCCGCUGGUGGGCAACUAGCGCCGCCGCUGCUCUCCACCAAAAAAAAAAACCAAACGCUUACCUACCUACCGCCACCCACAACGACUCUGUACGAGGGCCGACAGAUGCCGCUACAAGCCAAUAAUAAGUAACUGAGCAGCUAACGACAACUGACUGCUACUAAACGGCUCGUAGGGGCCCAAGGGGCCGGGCCCUCAGCAUCAAAGAGGACGGGGACAGGACGGGCUGUCAGCCACCUCAGUGCGUAGGAGUAGAUGAGGACGAUCUGCAGCUCAAAGGACGAUACGAGGACGCUUUUAACAUGCGGGGAGCUUCUCUGGCUCAGCGAGGCUCCGUUUCUAUCUCCAACAGACGUCCCUAACAAUCAGCAAACCUCCAGAAAGCUUCCAGACUGCAGCAAAAAACACUGCAGCGUUCAGUUCAGGAAGCAGGGAGGGAGGUUUGCCUCUUCUUGGUGCUUUCAGAGUCACAGUGGGAACCGAAUCUUCAUCAGCAUCAAGGAGAGGAUGAAGAAGUCUUUGAUACACACACACACUCACACACUCUUAACAGUUUUCUACGACUCUUCUUACUGCCUCGUAAGGACGACAAAAAACACGUGCAGCCAAAAAAAAAAAACAACCCAGAAUCCUCCCAUCCAAAGAUUUAUUUGUCUGUUUGAUUCCAUAUGCAAAGUGCUAAAUGUUUCUUUUUGAUGCGUUUUUCGUGACAACUAGCUUCAUGAGGAGAGGGAAACAGGACGCGGAGACGUCACGGGGAAGGUAGAUAUCACAGCACUCUGGGGAUGAAUCACUCGCCGUAAAAUGGAAAGAUCAGAGAGAACGAGAACGAGAGAGAGAGAGAGAGAGAGAGAGCUCGCCCACUCAGCUCAUGUGGAUUUGGGUGGAGAGAUAAGUAGCGUCGUUCACUGAGGGGGGGGUUGGGGGGGUUGGGUGGUGCAGUUUUGCAGACAAACUGCCAUUUAGGGAGGCUUGGGAAGAUCUGAGGGCUUUUUCUGCUGGGUUGUGGGUGGGAGUCUUUCCGGUUUGAUGGUGUUCAAGUGCCUUAAGGAUCUCCUCUUCCCUUGUCUCAGAUGCAUCACAUCUGUUUCUUUCAUGGGGUCCCUCGCAACAGUUCUGCACUUCUUUUAAAAAUCAGCGUGGAUGUGAAGAGUUUCAUUCCAAAAACAGGAUUUCCACCAAAUGUAAAGUAGAAAAAAACAGAUCUUGUACAGCGAUUCUUUUAUAAACACACUCAACUGAACACCUCUCCAGACUGGAUCUUUUACAUUUUUAUUACAUGAUGGACAUUAGAUUAUUUUCUUUGUUUUUUUGUUGUUUUUUUUUCUUCCAAAAAUGAACACAUAGCUGUUUGGGAUAGAACUCUUCAUGUAGCUUUAAAAAGAAAUCUUUGUUUCUAAUUUUCUGUCUGUGCUCUUAUGUGUAGUCUUGGACAUUUACUGAACAUAUUGUUCACAUUAAGUUGUCUUUUGAUUACUGAGGGGGGGUGAAUAUUGUUGUAUAUUAUGUAAUUCAGUGUGGGAAUGAUGAUAUU
This is a messenger RNA of Centropristis striata (black sea bass), 3226 nucleotides long. It is a transcript of the gene kremen1, whose product is annotated as kringle containing transmembrane protein 1. Gene Ontology annotation, cellular component: plasma membrane. Gene Ontology annotation, biological process: multicellular organism development. The transcript is spliced from 9 exons. Lineage: Eukaryota; Metazoa; Chordata; Actinopteri; Perciformes; Serranidae. The record is from RefSeq and is a predicted model, not a curated record. Bases 284 to 1711 code for a protein of 475 amino acids.